AAUGUACAGACAGUGCUGUUUCCAUGACGAGAGAGCCGCUGCUGGAAUACUUAUCAGCUGUUUGAUCCUGGCUCGAUAAUGGUUCUAAUAUGGGUUUGAAAGAUUUUUCAUUCAGCAUGGGCAGUGUGUUGGCUGCCAGCUCCCCAAACCCACCCCCAGCUUCAGGGGGUGGCAGUGCCGCAGGGGGGCCAGGUCUAGUGACGGUACCUCCUGGUUUCACCAUGCCCCCAGUUUCUCCAGUCCCACCCUCCUCAGGCACACAGGGACAGUCUGCGGCAGACACAGAGGCCUCUCUCCCUAACCCUGGCACAUUUGAGGAGUGUCAUCGCAAAUGCAAAGAGGUAUUCCCUAUACAGAUGGAGGGGGUACGCUUGGUUGUCAACAAGGGCUUGAGUAAUCACUUCCAGGUUAGUCACACAGUUACUUUAAGCACACAGGGGGACUCUGGUUACAGAUUUGGAGCCACAUAUGUGGGCAGCAAGCAAACGGGUCCUGCAGAGUCUUUCCCAGUCAUGGUUGGUGACAUGGACAAUACAGGCAGUCUCAAUGCACAGGUCAUCCAUCAGCUUACCAGCCAUGUACGCUCUAAAAUGGCCAUGCAGACGCAGCAACACAAGUUUGUAAACUGGCAGUGUGAUGCAGAGUACCGUGGAGAUGACUUUACAGCUGCUGUUACCAUUGGCAACCCAGAUGUUCUUGUUGGAUCUGGUAUCCUUGUGGCACACUUCCUCCAGUCCUUGUCUCCUGCUUUGGUAUUGGGGGGUGAGCUAGUCUAUCACAGGAGACCAGGAGAGCAGGGCACAGUCACAUCAUUAGUGGGUAGAUACACAGGUAGCAAUUACAUUGCAACAUUGACUGUUGGAGGAGCUGGUGCACAUGCGUCUUACUACCACAAAGCCAAUGACCAGCUGCAGGUCGGGGUCGAGUUGGAGGCCAGCACACGGAUGCAGGACACAAGUGUGUUGUUUGGUUAUCAGUUGGAUCUACCUAAAGCAAACUUGCUGUUUAAAGGUUCUCUAGAUAGCAACUGGGUGGUGGGAGCAACACUGGAAAAGAAGCUGCUACCCCUUCCUUUGUCAUUAGCUUUAGGCGCCUUCCUUAACCACCGCAAGAACAAGUUUCAGUGUGGCUUUGGUGUCACCAUCGGAUAGAGCAGCAGUGGUACAAUUCUAAACAGAUACAAACUCCACCAUGCUUGGACUGGUGCAAAGAGACAUGGGGACAUGGACCAACACUGAUAUGGACUCAGACUCCCAAUAUUACGGUGUUUAACCUUCAAUAGGAUUGAACAGGACAAGCUUUUAGGACUGCAUAAGCAAAGUCCAACAAAGCUCUCAAUCUAAAUGUUCAUAGUUAUCUGGCUACCUGACAGAUCAGCCAGAGAACUAAACAGCCAGAUAAGGUUUGUUUUUAAAUGCACAUCAUAUGAAUGAAAUAUGUAAGCUUUGUUAACAUUAAGGGUAUUUUGGAAAGGGCAGAAUCAUAACAUGAUGCAUUCAAAUUUGUUUAGAAAAUGUGGGGAUGGCUUUGAUCUUUUUUCCUUUUUUGAAAAUUUACUGAGGAUUCUUCUCUAAGAAUAAGUGAAACAUGUUAAGUAUUUGUUGUGUGUGUGUGUGUGUGUGUGUGUAUGCCAGUUCCAGGUUUAUAAAUGUUUUGGGGCUGUAUCAGUGUGCUCAAUUUUUUUACUAGAGGUUUAUCAUGUAAAAAAAGACAGAGUCUUCAAUAAUGCACCCCGCUAAAAGCGUUUCAUGUCAAACCGAUGAAACUACAAUGCAUGGAAAGCUCUGGCUUUCAGCAAUUGGUUGUUAGUUGGAGUUGAUGCCUGUGUCCCUUUGUCUCAUUUUUACUAGUCAUGCAGAACUGUCUGAGAGUUUUGACAAAGAGGUCCUUGUCCUGUAUUUGUCUGUGAAGGUCUUAGGGCCAAAUUUGGAUGCUGGUUUUAUAAUGACCAGAAGAAUCAAUAAGAGUGUCUCUACAAAUUUUAUGUCUCAACAUAAAAUCAAAUGUCACUGAAUUUUCCAUGUGGAAGAAUGUUCAAAGUUUGUAUGAUUUUAAUUUGUUGUACAUUAGCAUUCAAAAGGUUGGUGCAGAUACUGUAAUAAACCUGUACAAUUUAAUUUGGCUUUA
This is a messenger RNA of Xyrauchen texanus (razorback sucker), 2127 nucleotides long. RefSeq names its product mitochondrial import receptor subunit TOM40 homolog. The record is from RefSeq and is a predicted model, not a curated record. The coding region runs from base 90 to 1151 and encodes 353 amino acids. Lineage: Eukaryota; Metazoa; Chordata; Actinopteri; Cypriniformes; Catostomidae. Gene Ontology annotation, molecular function: transmembrane protein transporter activity. Gene Ontology annotation, biological process: protein import into mitochondrial matrix. The transcript is spliced from 10 exons. Gene Ontology annotation, cellular component: mitochondrial outer membrane translocase complex; mitochondrial outer membrane.